Actinia tenebrosa (Australian red waratah sea anemone) is the source of this 4273-nucleotide messenger RNA. RefSeq lists its product as uncharacterized. NCBI's taxonomy places the organism in Eukaryota, Metazoa, Cnidaria, Anthozoa, Actiniaria, Actiniidae. Gene Ontology annotation, cellular component: Golgi apparatus; Golgi membrane. The record is from RefSeq and is a predicted model, not a curated record.
GGUCACCAAAGAACAUCACAAAAAAUCCUUCUUGAUUCAAAAUUACCUCGCAAUAAUCAUGAACUACCGUAUAUUACCUUCAGUAUUAUGAACUAACUAAUACUGCUCGAGGAUUUACCUGAACUGUGGACAAUGUGCAGUCGGAGGAAUAAGCCAGUUUUCCAAGCCUUUGUAUUCCUUGGUCUUGUGGGUUCUCUAGGAUAUUUCUUAUAUUUGUACAACACAUUAACCGUCAAACUAGAUCGAUAUGAAAGACAAAUAAAUAGAUACGUUAAGCAUCAAAAAUCUCUAUCAUCACAGCUCCAAGUUGUUUAUGAACACAGAGCAAGGCUAGAGAAGUCAUUUGAAAAGGAAAAAGUUGAUCACAAGAAAACUAAAGAAGAACUUGAAGACUCCAAAAGAAGUUUCUAUGUAAACAUCACAAGAACCAGGCAUGAAACACUUAACAGAUUCAACUCAUUAGAGACACAGCACAGAAUGGUUAAGGCCAAACAUGAGCAGCUACAAGUAGAAUACAACAGACUACAGCAGCAACAUUCACGGUUAAGUGCAGAACACAUAGCAGUCCAUAACCAACAGGUCAAUGCCUUUAAUUCCAUGAGAAGCCAAAAAGAAAAUGAAGUAUUAGGGCUUGAAGCUCAAGUCAAUACUUUAAAGAGACAGGUUGGAACAUGGAAGCGUCAAUACAGCACUCAGCACGAAGAGGCUGAAUACUAUAAGGGCUUGCACGAAAGUGCGCAAAAAGAAGUAGAAAGGUAUAGAGCAACAGUGUUAGGACUCCAUGAAAAAAUGAAGAAACAUCAAUCACUUUUUGGAACCGUCUUGAAUACCAACAAAUUUUCUGGAAUAAAUGAUCUCACGAAAAUUGUUCAAAAUAAAAUUCCCCGUGGUCAUGUAGUGGGCAAUCCUGACGCCAUACCUGGCCACACCCAGGUUACCAUGGCGACAAGAGUUCCAUUAAAACGCAAUGAAAGGACCGCCGAGCAGGUCCAUGAAGAUGUCGAUAAAAGAAAGAUAGGUAACGCUGGAAAAGAAAAUGAAGAAGCAGCUGAUGAUAGUGAUGAAGAUAACGAGGACCCAAGACAAAAAGCUGCUCAGGUUCCUGUAACAAUAGCACAAGCAACUACUCCACCCCCAGUCUAUGUGCCACCCGGUGAACCAUUACCUGACGGAGCUCGCCCAGAUAUUUUUAGACGGCACCAGAACCGCAUACAGGAGACGAAGGACAGGCCACACGAGUCACAAACCAUGCCCAUUGUGUUACAAGACAGUACAACCAUGGAAUCGUUAGCUGUGUUACUCGCCACAACAGCAAAACCUCACCAAGUGGUUCCCAAGCCUCUCACGACUAAAAGACACGAGCAGGUAAGGCAAGCUCCACUGGGGGAAUCGGAAGGAGAAUCGAAGGCAGACAACGAAGGGGAACAAGAAACUGAAGAACAAAAAGUACAGAGGUAUUUGAGUCACAAUGCUGGAAAUGCAGGUAACUCUCAUCGCCUGCAGCAACAACAGCAGCAACAACAGCAGCAACAACAGCAGCAACAACAGCAGCAACAACAGCAGCAACAACAGCAACAACAGCAAAAUCAUGAGCAACGACAGCAUCAACAACAACAGCAGCAUCAACAGCAGCAGCAGCAACGACAGCAACAAGAACUGCAGCAGCAAAGGGAGCAGCAGCCACAACAGCAGCGACAGGAACAACAGCAGCGGGAACAAAAUCCCGAUAGAUCCGAUAGAAAGGCUAGAGACGUCCAUAAAAAUGCAGGCAUGAGGCAUGAGGAACAAUUCAGAAGACCAAUACCCAGGCCUGGUGGACGAGAGAAGAAAAAGAUUGGCGGAGAAGAUAGUGAGAACGUUGAGCCGCAAGAUGAUGGAAAUAAUAGAGGAAAGAACCCUAACUUACAAGAAGAAGAGAAUGACAACGAAGAAGAUGAAGGCGAUGAAGAAAAAGACGAGAGAGAGAACACACAAGAUCAAAGAAGCAACCAAAACCAAGGAAUCCCACGACCGGAUGGCAACAAACAAGCCAACCCUGCAGGAAAUGAAGAAGAACGAGAGAAGCAAGAAGAUGACGAAAGAAACAGAGAACCAGGAGCAAACCUACGUGGUUUAAGGCAAGCUAGUUAAAAAGGAAAAAUGGCGACGCUGUAAAUUUAACUGAAUUCGCCUUUUGUGUCCAAGAUGCUUUUGUCUAUAUUACCAGGGCAAGUAAGAUUAGUUUCGGUCCCAGAUCCCCACGGUUCUAAGUGAGAGGGCCGUGAGGAUCUAGGACCGAAACGUAUGACGGCUGUGAAGGAGACUAGUAAUAUAGAUACAUUUAAGAAAAUUAAUUUCCCCAGAGUGGUGAUUUGAAAACGAUGGCACAGGUUACAUAUCGAUAUCAGCGUGAUUACUACAUGUUCAUAAUAUAGAAGUUUCCGUAUCUUCGGCAUGAAAUAAAAGAUUGCAUGCACGAGAUAGCAAAAUGAUAUCUAAAAAAAUGUACUGGAAGAACCAAUGGGAAGGAAUAACUUUGACUCAUAUUAUGAAAUGAGUAGUAUGGUAAUUGAGAUUUGAUGUUGAUGGAAAUUCAAAGACGUUUCCAAAUCAGAAUUUUUUUGAAGAGUGUAGAGGCUUGCACCAUCACGUGACAUGUUAGAUGGUACAAUCGUUUUACACGAGAAAGGAUUCAACAGACCCCUUCACACUUCCCUGCGCCAUCUUAAAAGGUAGCCGUGCCUUUGCAUCGAAGCGAGACGAACGGUGAGCAUGCAAUGAUAGAAACAUGUGAAUAAUUGUCCAAGGUGUUAAAAAAGGUCUCUAUCAUUGCAAGCUCACUUUUCGUCUCGCUUCGAUGCAAAGGCACGGCUACCUUUCAAUAUGACGCAGGGAACUGUGAAGGGAACUAUUCCCAACAGCAAAGGGAUGUUAUUGUUCUGCAAACUAACCAGAGGUAGCCCAAGCUGUAUAAUGGGCGCCGGCACGUGAUGGUGCAAAGCCUCUAUUGCUUGUGGUCUUUCUGUAGUCGUAGUUGAUUCUCUGAACGCGGGACCUCCUUAAACCGGCCAGUAGCUGGUGCCACAAACAGUGCUCGAUAAAAGGGGUUUAUGUAACAAAAGUUGGCAUAGAAUUCGAAGAUUAUGGAACACGAUUUUUGAAAAAAAUCUGGUGUAGCAAAAUAUAUAGAAAGAGCACAAAUACAAGCAUAUACAAAUACAAUGUAUUCAGUUCUAAGAGUGUUGUAACAUAUUUCUAAGCUAAAUUGUUAUUUAUUCACGACAUAGUUAAUAGAGGGGUAUGGUUAGGAAACUAUCGUUAUAGGUUAUCGUUCACUUUUUUCAAGCGUGACCGUGCACAAUCCUUUGUUUUACCAUUGUUGGGAACUGCUGAGUGAACAGACCAAAAUCUUUCUUUUGCCUGCUAGUUCAAAAUACUUAAAGAUUUUAAAGAGAUAUUUGAAUAUUCCUUACAAUGAUCCCAUAGACAAAGUUUGUUUGCUUAUUUUGCAAUUUCGGAUGAGCAUAAAUCAAACAUAUUGCACGGUCAAGACCGGUUCAACCCGGCUCACAAGCGAACAGAGACCUGAUAACAAUAGGUUUCCUAACCCUUCCCCUCUAUUAACUAGGUUCACUACCAUUAUCAAAUUAACUAAAUUGGUUUCUAUAAAAAUGAUCUUAGUAUACUUAAACUUCGAGUUCUUUAUUACUCGACAGGCAGGGAUUAGUCUCGACUAGAAUAUUCAAGUGUUCGCAUGAAGGGCCAUGGAAUUUCAAACUGUUUGUAUUAUAAUUGAAGUUUUGCAUUCUUUACUUAACCGUUGGAAUUUGUGAAUUGAUGCGGGUUUUCACGGCGGCCAUGUUGGAGGAACUUAACAAAAAAAUUGUCAAUGAACUCUUUUGUUAUAUCCUCCAACAUGGCCGCCGUGUCUUUUGUUAUUUUAUUCUCUUGGGAAUGAAAACCAUCAAUAUAGACACUGGUUCAAGGCUUACCCCUGAGUAAAUUAGUCUGUAAUCAAGGAACACAGCGGUCAUUUGGAACUCCAAACUCGUCUAUUCUUUAUUACUCAGGCAGUGGUUAACCUCGACUAUGUGUAGAAUAUCCAGCAAUGUGAUGAUUGCCACACAGCCCCCCACCCCCAUCCCCCCUUUUUUUCGUGCUGGAAAUAAUUACUAUUAGGAUAGAACUAUGGUCAGUAACAAUAAGAUAGCUGAAAAAAAGAAUAUUAAAUCUAUUUAUAGGCACAUCAAUUUUUCAGGAAUAAAGUAAAUAAAAGUUAUCUACGUCUAGUUAA